GCACUGCAGCAGCAGCGAACGAGGAGAUCUUUUCCUUAUACCCAUUGCACUGCGUGCGUCGAUACUUGCUACUGUCCAUUGUUCGAUACCUGCUUCUCCAACUGGCUGGUCUGUUGGUAUCUGCGCGCGCUUCGUAGCGGUCGUAGACUAUAUCCGCAGUACCGACAUCAUAGUGGACAUCAAGCACAGGACGUAUACCAUUCCGAGUUUGGAACUUCUCAUCACCCUCCUUUGCUACCAGACUCUCCUUGCUCUGAAACGUCGACAUGGCCCCGCGACGUGGGGCAUCGUCCAACUCGCUCAGUCCUCCGGACAUCACCUUCCCUGGCUCGGGCGGCACAUCCCCUGGCACGUCUCCUUCGUCUCGCUCUGCCUCUCCGGCGAACGGUUUCACGCAGUUCCUUACGCGGCCAACGAAGUGGUUCAACCGAUCUACCUCCGCAAAUGGGGGUCGCAACUCUGUCAGCUCGAAUGAGCCGCGGACGAGCACCAGCUCGGGCGCGACAGGGCGGAAACCCAAGAUCUCCCACCCCACUGAUCCUCGCCCUUUUCUGGAGAACCUGCGUACGCCAACGGAUAAGAGGAUGACUGCUGCCAGCAGGUCGGUUCUCGAUCUUUCUCUCACGCACGAUCACAGUGCGUACGACGAGUUGUCCGGAAAAGCAUCUCCUCGGACCUCUUCGUCCCCCUCUCAGCCGGCCCUCUCCCGUGGUCUCGGUGAUCUGCGCAACAUCUCCCGCAAGCCAUGGUCCAAGUCCGCCGAUGACCUUGGCAAGCUCUCUUAUCAGAGAUCCUCCCCCAUACUAACGCCCAUCGACACGACAAUUCAUGACAAGAUCGAUCAGUAUAGGACCAACAGAGGUGGAAGCGUCGGAAGCAUGAGCAAUGCCCCCUCGCCUACUUCAUCAUCUGUAAUGUCAGCGCAGAAGAACUACCCUUUCCCCGUAAUCUCGCAGUCUCCGUCUGAACCGCUCUCCGCUUCUCCACCUUCGCGCCCCAGCAUUCAACUUGCUACAUCCUCUCCUACAAGUACCACCGGUGCCGCGCUCACUCUUGUCACAUCCAAUGGUAGCGGCCACGUCCAUGCACGUUCUCAUUCCUUCACGCCUCGGCUGACCUCCAAGCUCGCUGCCCCAAAGGUCGCCCUCCAGCCUCCCCCCAGUCCGCGGCAGAAGGGUUCGGCAACAUCUGAUCGUCAGACAGAUAGAGACCGAGAGAAGUCGUUGUCAGGCGGGAGCAGCGCAGCGUCUGCGCGAUCGCCGUUUCCCUUUAGCCGAAGCGGGAGCGGAGGGAAGACUAUAUCCCCCGUCAACGUUUCCCCUUCCCGCGAACUUGUGCCGCCUGCCUCUGUCUAUCUCGCUCCGCCAAAGACCGACUCGCGGAGUGAUGGUUCUGGCUCCAAGUCGGAGAAGCGCACGUCACAGGUGGUGUACCAUUCGGGAUUUGUGAACAGGCUCGUGGACUUCUCCCCUGCGGUGAUGAACAUGCGUGCCAACUACUCGUAUAUGAGCGGAGGGCAAGGCGCGUUGUCCAAAGGAUGGAAGCCAUUCAAGCUGGUCCUGAAGGGCUCCAAGCUGUAUUUUUAUAAGCCUCCCAGCGAUCGCAGUGCGGCGGUGAAGGAGCUGUUCGCCACAGAACUAGUCACGCUGUUUGAAGACGAGGGCGUUGUCAACGGGGAUGCCGAACAACAUGACACUCAAGAAGGGGGUGUAGAGAGGGGCGGUCGGCUGCGAGAUCGACAGGAUAUGCACAAGCGAAGAGCGUACUGGGGACGAAACACGCAUCCAUCGCUGCUUAUCGCUGCAGGUCGUGUCCAGGGAGGAAACCUUGAGGCUCUUGUUCACGAAGCUGUCUUUGCCACGACAUUUCCCGACGCAAUAACUUCAAAACCGGAGAGUGUCGAUGGUCAGGGAUCACGUGUAUCUGACAGUGAAUUGAGGGAAAAUUCCCUCGGGCUGUCUGAGAGUCAAGCUAGUUGGUGUGAAUUCGCGGCAACAGUCGUGUUCAGCUCACCCGUACUGGUAGGCCGUGGAGACUUCGAGACAGAGUUCAUGCGCUGCUGUUCGAAUUUUGUCAAUGGGGCCGAAGAGAAAUCGAAGGACGACAGUCGCGCCAGAGUACGCUGGCUAGCUGCUCAAUACCUCACAUACUACGGGACGCCCUUCAACCGAGACGCUUGGGAGAAUUGGCGGAAGGACUCAAUCCCGGACUUCCCUGCCAACUUCGAGGCUACUUCGAAAUUGGGAGGAAUCCCGCAGACGUCAUCGAUGCAAGCGCUAUAUACUGCUUCUCCUCAGCUCAAUCCUGCAGGAGCUGGUGGCUUAGAGCUCUCCCCUGAUUUAGGCGCGUUCUCCCCUCGACCAAACAAGAUGAUGUCAAUCGUGGAGGCACUUGGAGAACCUCCUUCCAUUGCAGGCAUGGCAGCAGUCCGAGCGACCAAGACCCUCCUCGCUUCGCUCGAACGCGACGGACUCACGAGGGAUAUCCUCAUAAGUUUGGACGCGCAGCUGCUGGCACAUAGUCUAUCGGUAUUCAACCAGUCUCUGUUCAAGAAUGUGCCCGAUAACCUGACCGUGGAUCUAUGUCUUGGAACUGAUUCUCUCGCUCCUAGUGGCAUUGCUGCCGGACGUGGCCAAACAACCUCUCAUACAACAUUUGCGGCUUUCUUCGGCCGCGAUGACCAACCUCAUUGGCUCACUAGGAUGGUCCUGGUCCAGAUACUAGUUCCCGAGAGCAGUGGGUCCUCGACUUCACCGACUGUCGGGUCCGAGGAACGGCAUGCUCCCGCUUCCCGCACGUCUACUCGGGCAGGAGUUAUCGCUGCCUGGGCAAAGGUCGGCGAGCUGUGCCGCAAGACAGGAGAUGAGUGUUCCUGGCGGGCGAUAUUUGCUGCUCUGUGUUCGCGUCCUGUUGCACGUCUAGAAAGAGUCUGGAAGCGCGUGGGUCCUGAAGUUAUGUCGUUGGUUCAAUCCUGGGUCCAUGUCGAAGAGAGGAGCGGCGCCUCGCUAUCGGGCACUCCACUGGUAAUUCCAUGGGCGGAAGAUUCUAGGCGUCGUAUCAAGGCAUCUCUCGAGAAAGCGCGCAUCGAUGGUCAGAAUGAAUGGAGGAUUGAAUCUCUGUCUGAUGCUCGCGCGCGCUUCGAAGCGCUUCGGACCACCUUCGCUUUGUGUAGCAAGCAGUCUGUGGCAGACAGUUCAGAGGAGACCCACGAUGUCGAGGCAUUGACCGAUUUGUGGCGAAGUUCAUUUGAAGGACGAAGCCUGAAUGCGAUGGCGUCGAAAUUUGUUCGCAUCGAUCAAUUCAUGUCUUUGUCGCUUGCUGCCGAGCCUCGCCGCAAAGGCCUGUUUGAACCAUUGUACUGGGCCCGCACCAAUAGCUCGCCAACGUUUCACCCCUUGACUGCAGUCCUAUUUCCCGAGCCGUUACCCGCGGUGACGUUCAUCAAUAGAGAGCACUUGUUCCGCGGUCGCCUGGAAAGCAGUGCAAGCAUCAGUAUGCAGGAUCUGCAGAAUGCACGCGAGAUCUGGUUGAGACCAGCAGCCGAUGGCUCGAUGCGAGCACAAACAUUCAAGUCGAAUGGUUUAGACCUGCGUGGCACGGUCCUCCCGGUUUUCGAUGGCGAUCUGCUGCUCCUCGUCCAGCCUUCGCCGGAGCCAACAUCCUUGUCACGGACGACGUCCCGUUCACGUUCACGACCCCCAAGUUUAGUGGCGGAAUCCUCCAAGACAGAAAUGAGCUUGAGCCGGAGCCCUUCUAUUCGUGUAACUCCAGGGUCUCCCCCGAAUUUAGACAGGAAACCAAGUGUGAUUAGGCGCAACUCUCUGCCAUCUAUAUCGCAGCGGACUAGCCUCGUCAUCUCCGAGGUGAAUUCGGAAAAGUCUCUCCGCGUUGUUGUGCAGGCUGGUACACUCGAUCGAUUGGUGGACAUCCUCGUGCACGGUCUUCCAGGCGUCUCCGUCUCUGUUGCAGAUGACAAUGGAGAAAUGCCUCUUUCUGAUAACAAGACACGCGAAGUCAAAGUGGAUAUGGACGACUUCUCGACUAUAUGGUGGAGUGUGUACAGGACUUUCGUCACUCCUCAGGUCCUGUUUGAGCUGCUACGCAAGCGAUACUUCAGUGCACGCUUAUCGCAAUCACCGACGGUGCGCGAGGUUAAUGAUGUAGUCCGCCGACGUUCUGAGAUUCUUGAGACCAUGAACGAGUGGAUCAAUCGUGGAGGAGGCGCGCAAGACGUACUCGAUGACUUACAGCUGCACUCGUCGUUCGAAUCCUUCCUUGCCCAUUGCACGGAGGAGCUAUGGCAACAUCUACUGGAUGACGACGCACAUAAGCAACGGUCUCUCGGCCUGCUGGAGCAGUUGAAGAAGACCCUUGAUUUGACAUUCCGCUCGCAGACAAUGAGGCCCACUCCGGUCCCCUCGUUGCAGGAUUCCAUCAUUGAAUCAACAAGUAGUCAGAGCUUUGGGCUGGACGCUCCAGAUAUCGACCGCAUCGACGCAGAAGAGCUCGUCAACAAUUUGGAUGCGAUGGCAUCUUCCACGUUCCGGAAUGUCAGCCAAGAGGACCUAUUCGUGACCUCCGAUCUACUGGAAGUCCAGUCAGCAGACAAAACGGGCUGGUUCCUAUCUCGCGAGCCAAGUUCGAUCUACGACGAAGUCGAUAUUCAGUUCAUGGAUUCCUACAUCACCGAAGUCGAGCCUUCGACCAUGAUAUCCGAGCUCGCUCAAGGAUCGUUACACCGCAUGCUACCACAGUCUAUACGGACAUGCGUACGAGCCUUCACCACAUUGCGCAGAUGGUUGGUCAGCAAACUGGCAGCUGCGAAGCUUGGCCUUCGUGGCAGAGAGUCCCGAAUGGAGCUGAUGCUCCGCGCCGUCGAGAUUUGUCGCCUGCGGAAUGCUGAAUCAUUUGCUGCCCAGGUGCCCUUGGCUGAGCGACCUUGCGUCCGGUCCUUUGUUGAAACGGUGUUGACGUCCGCUAUCGUCAGUGUUGAAAGUCGUGCGCACUACCGCGCAUGGCAAAAUGUCGCGCUAGGACGCCUAACGACAUGCGAUACGCUAGCAGCAUUGAUCAGCAAACCAGCCAUAACGUCUGUCGCCUCGCGUAGCCCUCUGACGGUUGACAUCGGCUGGAUCUUGGAGAGGAUGGUGGAAGUCAUCAUGAUGCCUGACGUGCUGGAGUCUGCGCAGGAAGGCGCGUCGAGUCUGGUCAACUAUGAUAAGCGGAGAUCUCUUCAUACCCUCAUCUCCAGCGUAUCUGGCUCAGCGGCCGUGCGCUCUCGACAACGCCGUAUUAUAGACAGGCGCGAUCUCGAACGCCUAAGCACCAUUGAAAGAGAAGUUUCCGCCAUGUAUUUUGAUCUGCGUACCAUCCGGGAAGAAGCUUACCGUGAAGCUACGCAAGCUGGUAUCCUCGGCGCGAAGAAGAUUCACCGUCCCUUCCAGACAUUGGUCGCUCUCCAGCAGGAGAAAAACAGGCGCGACCGUCAUCUACGUGAUCGUUUGAGCAGAGAAAAGAGGCAAGAGCAGCAACAAAAGGACAAGCGAGAAGAAUAUCUGACGAAGGCGAUGAACACUAGACGGCCACCUGCACCGACCCCAAAACAGCAUCGGAACAAGAAGAGCGUUUCGUCUGCAUUCUUCCAGCUCAUGCGACCGAUCUCGAGCGCAUUCUCCUCUGAUAGUAUAGCAUCGGCGAUGAAACGUUCACCGGCUGAGCUAGAUUUCACUCCGAUGCACAAGCCAAUUUUAGUGCUGAGCGUCGUCGACGCUCGGGUGGCUCAGUUCGUCAACAACGAGCGGUCUUUCACCUUCCAGCUCGACACUGAGGACGGGGGCCAUUACCUUCUACAGGCUAUUGGCAAAGCUGAGAUGAAGAAGUGGAUGGAUAUCAUCCAGCAUGUGUCGAAUGUAGCCGCCAAGCGUCGUCUGACCUACCUCGGACAGAACUCUAAGGUGCAGCUUGCUGAUCACCUUCUUAGCCAGCCUACCGCUGCCUCUAGAGAUCCUCACGCUGUUUUUGGCGUGGAGCUCGACUUCCUGCUCCGACGAGAGGCGAUCAAUGGCGAGGUUCAACCUGGCACUAUUCCUUCAGUGUUAGACCGCUUGAUCGCCGAAGUGGAAGCACGAGGCCUUAUGGAAGUCGGCAUCUAUCGCAUCGCUGGUGCACACUCUGAGGUCAAUGCUUACAAGGAUGCUCUCAAUAGAGGCGAAUGGCCCAUCACCUCUUCGACGGACAUUCACGCCGUCUGUGACCUUAUCAAGUCUUGGUUCCGCGUCUUGCCUGGAGGUAUAUUUCCUUCACCAUCAUAUAACGAAAUACUUGAAGCUGCAGCACGAGAUGGCGUCGAUCUCCCGGAAAGGCUCUCUGGUGUUCGAAAAGCGGUGCAUGCUUUGCCCGGCUCUCAGUUCGACCUCCUGAAACGCAUUGUUGAGCAUCUCGAUAAAGUAACUGACUAUGAGGAGAAUAAUCAGAUGACGGCCGAAUCGCUUGCUACCGUGUUUAGUCCCAACCUUCUCAGGUCACCGAAUAAUGAUAUCAGCUUGUUCUUCGCCAAUAUGAGCGCUGGCCAUCGGGUUACUAAAUUACUCAUCGCUCAUUAUCAUACCAUAUUCGACGAUGAACAAGAACAAGAGGUUGAUUUGGAGCGAGAUCAGGACGAGUAUGAACUCGAGGAGCCCAUCCCCGAGGAGGAUGAAGACGAGGACCUGCUGUGCAACAAUGGUCCGCAAUCUCCUGACGACGAUGAUCUCAAGCUACCCUCUCAGCCUCCAGUACUGGAGGUAAAUCUAGGCAGUCCGCAUUCUCUCUCCUUUGCAGUGUCUGCGUGAAAUAUCCGACUAUACGUUAUCAUCCCGUGUGAAAUUGGUCGCAGUGUAUGUUGUGGCUCAUGGACUUACGUUUCCUUGUGCAUUUGCUCAUUAUGAGUCUGCCGCUUUACAUAUCAAUGGUAGUGUACGUAUAGUAACUCGUUAUACCCACAUGGUAGAACUACUCGGACUUGGGCUGCAUCAUGUUCGGUUACUUAAUGGUAUUAGUAUGUCAUAAUAGAUCAAUCGCCCCUCUUUAACUCGCCACAUUUUGUUCUGCGAGAUGGAGCAAUUUCU
Molecule: messenger RNA, 7106 nt
Organism: Laetiporus sulphureus 93-53
Lineage: Eukaryota; Fungi; Basidiomycota; Agaricomycetes; Polyporales; Laetiporaceae
Exons: 11
Coding region: 267-6830 (2187 amino acids)
Biological process (GO): small GTPase-mediated signal transduction; regulation of GTPase activity
Cellular component (GO): cytoplasm
Molecular function (GO): guanyl-nucleotide exchange factor activity
Source: RefSeq, a predicted model, not a curated record